Messenger RNA from Paramecium tetraurelia, 3258 nucleotides. RefSeq lists its product as uncharacterized. NCBI's taxonomy places the organism in Eukaryota, Ciliophora, Oligohymenophorea, Peniculida, Parameciidae. The transcript is spliced from 5 exons. The record is from RefSeq and is a predicted model, not a curated record.
AUGAGUGGAUUUACACAUUACAAAAUAGAGACUACAGAUUCAAGAAUCGAUGCUUAUCCACCUUAGAGAAAUUAUCAAUACCAACAAUACACAAAUUCACAAUUAAGGACUGAAGAUUACAGAAUACAAACCAAUUCCAUCCCUUAGGAAUAAAUAACUAUAACUGAUUAAGCAUCUUUUUAGAAGAUUAUCGAGGCUAAAGAUAGAGAAAUUGCAAAUUUAAGGGAAAGUGUAAAUUCCUUAAACAACUAGAUAUCUGAUUAUUUGAAAGAAUUGGAUUAAUGGAAAUAUAAGUAUAAACAAUUGCAAGCUGAAAAAGGGUCUAGUCGUGUUACUACUGUUUACUAAGGAAAUGAUUUUGAAAUUAAUUAAUACAAGGAAGAGAUAAUUAAACUUAGAUAAGAAAAUAAUGAAUAUAAGUUUAGACUAGAGCGCAAUACAGGAAUUUCUUCAAAUGACUAUGAAGUCAAUUAAUUGAAGAUGCAAAUUAAACAGUUAGAAGACCAAGUCAAGAAGAAUUCUUAUGUCUCCUAUAAUCCAAGAUUAACUUAAAUAAUUAACUUUAAAAAGGAGGAUCUCAUUAAAGCCAAGAACUUAUUACAUUAAUAAUACUAAUCAUCAUAAAUACAAAUACAAUAAAGUAGCUCUAAAAUAUCGUUUGGUUAAGAUUUAGAUUAAUUUAGAAGUGAAAGAGAGGACUACAAAAGAAAAAUCAAAUUACUAGAAGACAAAAUUCAAGAUCAAUAAUAAGAAAUUUAAAGAUUAAAUUUUAAUUGUGAUUCCUACAUUUAAGAAAUCCAAUAAUCAUCUAUGAGAUAAACGAGUAAAAAUCAAAAUGCUGAAAUUGAAGGGUAUUUAAAAAGAAUUUCUGCAUUAUAACAUGAAGUCUUGGUUUGGUAGGAUCGUUACAAAGCAACAUAAACUUAGGAAUAGGUGUUUGCAAUUGAACAAAAAGUUACUUAAAAAGAUAAUUAAAUAGCAUUUUUGUAAGAAAGAAUUAGGCAAUUUGAAUUACAAGUUGAUUAAUUAAAAUUAGAGGUAGAUAAAUCCAAAAGAGAAAUAAAUGGAUAUAGAAUUAGUUUUGAAAGCAGAAAAUCAGACACUUAAGAAGUAGAUGCUUUAAAAAGGAAAAUUACAGAGAUGGAACAAGACAUUUAAAUUUUAAUAUAAGAUUUAAAUGAAAGAGAUUAAAGGAUCAGUACUACCUAAAAUGAAUAUCAAGAGGAAAUUAGAAUGCUGAGAAAUUAAUAACAAUCUUAAUAUUAAUAAGAAUUCAAACUAUUGAAAGAAGAGAAAGAAAAAUAUCAAUAAGAUUAUGAGCGAUUAUCAAAUGAAUAUAUGAUAUUUUAGAGAUAAAGUGAUUAAUAUAAAAACAAUUCUUUCGAACUUGAUUCAUUGCGAAAAAGGAUAAUUGAGUUAGAAUAAGAAUUGAGAAAUGCAAGUUAUUAAUAUUAAACCCUCUAAAAUUAGAAUUCUUAAUUACAAGUUUAAAUUUAAAAUCAAUAAUCAUCAUAAUAAAAUUCAUAUUAAUUGUUAAGUAUAAAAGAGGAAUAUUCAACCUUAUAAAAUUAAUAUAAGAUGAUUUAAUCUGAAAUCUAAACUUACAAGGAUCUAAUAAAGAGAUAUUAAACUGAAUAAGAAUAAUUAUACUAAGAAAAUUAAUAAUUAAAAUCUUAAAAAUUGUAAAUUGAGAAAAAUUCUUAUUAAUACACAAGUAUUUAGAAUGAAUAUUAAACAUUAUAAGAUCGAUGUAGUUGGUAAUAGAAUGAGAUCUAAUAGUUGAAUGAAUAAAUUAGAAAAUAUAGAAAUGAUUACGAAUCUUUAAACUAAAACUUCUUACUAUUAGAGAGAGAAAGUGAAAUCAAAUAUUCAUAAUAGAAUAAUAACGAAGUAGAGGUGUUGAAGUAAAGAAUUAAUCAAUAUGAACAAAGAAUUUUCUAAUAUGAAACACAAAUAUAAUAAUAUAAAAUUUAACUUCAAAAUCAAGAAGCCCAAUUUGAAUAGUCUUUUAAGGAGAGACUCAGAAUCGAGAUGCAAUUUACUGAGUAGAAGGUUAAUUAGUAAGGACAAUUCGAAUUAUAAUAAUUACAAUAAUAGUAUAAAUAAUUGCAAAUUUAGUAUGAUCAAUUACAGAUAAAAUAUUAGGAAUCUAGUACUGAAUUGAGAUCAGCUAAGGAACAGGUGAUUAGACAAAGUCAAUUUGAGAGUUAGAGUUUAAGAGAUCAAAUGUAGCAAUUAAGAUAAAUUAACUUGCAAUUAAAUUAAGAGAUUUCGAGCUUAAAGGAGCUUAAUUUGAAAUAUAAAAGUGACUAUGAAUAAAUCAAUUAAAGAUUUGUUAUUAUUUAAAGAGAAAGUGAGACUUUCAAAGGCAACUCCAUAGAAAUAGAUCGAUUGAGUAGUAGAUUAAAGGAGGCAGAUUAUGAAUUACAAGCAAAAAAUUAGUAAAUCAACAAAUUACAAUUGGAAUUGAGAAAUUUAGAUAUGUAAAUACGGGAUGAAUUAGAAUCACAGUUCAUCUCAAGAUUAACCAUUGAAAGAUAGAAUUUAGAGGAUAGAUUACAGUAAUAAAGUAUUCAAGAGAUCUAAUAACUAACUUAUCAAUUGUAAUAAACAUAAAUGGAGUUAAAUCAGUAUAGAUCGAAGUAUUAGUAAUUAGAACAAUAAUACAAUUCAACAAAGAUUGAAAUAACCUAGAUUAGAUCUCAAUCAUCAAAUAUUAGUAAUGAAUAAGUAAAGAGAUUGUAAUUAAGAGUCACAGAAUUAGAACAUGAAAUAUAGACAUUAAAUAUUGAGAUUGAGAGGUAGAAAAACAUAAGAUAAGAAUAGGAGAAUAAAAUCUAAAUUCUAAUUACAAAUAUCACUGAUUAUGAAUCACGUUUGCAUAUUUUAGAAUAAGAAAAUGCUAGAUUGGACAAUAAAGUCAAAAAAUAGAUUUUUACUGAGAAACAAAAUGAUUAAUUAGUUGUGAAUUAAUUAAUAGGACAAUAAAGUUCAGGUAUUAAGAAGACCAAUGUCUAAAUUGUAACGAGAUAAUCUGGAAUAAAUUAAGUUUCUUAGAUUCCUACAUCUUACAAUUAAUAUGUUGAUAGGAUCUAAUCUUCAAAUGAAAUCAAGUAGUCUUAAGUAUCCCAAAGAAUACAAAGUCCUCAGCCUUAUGUGUAAAACUAUUAGAGUCCUGAUAGAAAUUAUUAGACCUAGAAAAUCAUGACUACUAAAAGUGUGAAAUAAGCUAUAAUGUCAUCAGCAAAUUAAGGAUGA